Mesitornis unicolor (brown roatelo) is the source of this 1019-nucleotide messenger RNA. RefSeq names its product myosin-8. The transcript is spliced from 7 exons. Gene Ontology annotation, biological process: actomyosin structure organization; peptidyl-threonine phosphorylation. Lineage: Eukaryota; Metazoa; Chordata; Aves; Mesitornithiformes; Mesitornithidae. The annotation marks the transcript as partial. The record is from RefSeq and is a predicted model, not a curated record. Gene Ontology annotation, molecular function: protein serine/threonine kinase activity. Gene Ontology annotation, cellular component: myosin complex; cytoplasm; cytoskeleton.
AGAAACACACAGGCAGUGCUCAAGGAUACUCAGAUACAUUUGGAUGAUGCUCUCAGGACACAGGAGGACCUGAAGGAGCAGGUGGCCAUGGUGGAGCGCAGAGCAAACCUGCUGCAGGCUGAAAUUGAGGAGUUACGAGCAGCCUUGGAGCAAACAGAGCGAUCGAGGAAAGUGGCUGAGCAGGAACUUCUGGAUGCAAGUGAGCGAGUUCAGCUCCUCCACUCUCAGAACACGAGUUUGAUCAACACAAAGAAGAAGCUGGAAACAGACAUUGCCCAAAUUCAGGGUGAAAUGGAGGACACGAUCCAGGAAGCUCGCAAUGCUGAAGAGAAGGCCAAGAAGGCCAUCACAGAUGCGGCCAUGAUGGCAGAAGAGCUGAAGAAGGAGCAGGACACCAGUGCCCACCUGGAGAGGAUGAAGAAGAACCUGGACCAGACGGUGAAGGACCUGCAGCACCGUCUGGAUGAGGCUGAGCAGUUGGCUCUGAAGGGAGGCAAGAAGCAAAUCCAGAAGCUGGAGGCCAGAGUGCGGGAGCUGGAAGGGGAGGUUGAUGCUGAGCAGAAGCGCAGCGCUGAAGCUGUGAAGGGUGUGCGCAAGUACGAGAGGAGAGUGAAGGAGCUGACCUACCAGUCUGAGGAAGACCGGAAGAAUAUCCUCAGGCUCCAGGAUCUGGUGGACAAGCUGCAAACGAAGGUGAAAUCCUACAAGAGACAAGCUGAGGAGGCUGAGGAGUUGUCCAACGUCAACCUCUCCAAGUUCCGCAAGAUCCAGCAUGAGCUGGAGGAAGCCGAGGAGCGAGCUGACAUUGCAGAGUCGCAGGUCAACAAGCUCCGAGUGAAAAGCCGGGAGUUUCACAGCAAGAAGAUAGGAGAGGAAGAGUGAGGAUAUCCUGAGGCAACAGUGACCUGAGGAAUGCACAAAAUGUGAAUCCUCUGUUGCUUUCUUCUGUAAUUAGUCUUUGUAACUAUGUCAAUGUCUGUAGAAUAAAGAAUUUCGAUUUCUUUGCACACACAGCAGAA